AUGGGUUUCGAAGACUACCUCUCGUCGUCUUCUUCGUUCGCUUCAUCUCCUCUGCGUCAUCUCCAGCGUCCUCUCCUCAGCGUCGUCUCUAAUGUCCUCUCCUCAACGUCGUCUCCCUCAGCCACUUCUGGUCGUCUCUGCUCUCUCUCUCCUCUCCUCUCUCAUCUCUCAUCUCUCAUCUCUCAUCUCUCUUCUUCUCUCAUCUCUUCUCUCUUUUGA
Prunus armeniaca (apricot) is the source of this 219-nucleotide messenger RNA. NCBI's taxonomy places the organism in Eukaryota, Viridiplantae, Streptophyta, Magnoliopsida, Rosales, Rosaceae. The record is from the annotation of a GenBank genome assembly.